Molecule: messenger RNA, 1545 nt
Organism: Alternaria burnsii
Lineage: Eukaryota; Fungi; Ascomycota; Dothideomycetes; Pleosporales; Pleosporaceae
Exons: 2
Coding region: 1-1545 (514 amino acids)
Biological process (GO): carbohydrate transport; transmembrane transport
Cellular component (GO): membrane
Molecular function (GO): carbohydrate:proton symporter activity
Source: RefSeq, a predicted model, not a curated record
AUGCGACCUGGCGUAUAUCAGUUCCUCGUCGGGUGCUUUGCAUCACUGGGCUCCUUCCUCUUUGGAUACGAUCUAGCCGUGAUUGCAGAAGUCGUAGCAUCCGACUCUUUCAAAUCCCUGUUCUUGCAACAAAACUCCGAUUCUCGAUCUGGCACCGUUGUUGCGCUCUUCACAGCAGGAUGCUUCUUUGGCGCUUUUGGAGCAGGUUUUACCGAUAAGCUCGGUAGACGAGGUACCAUUUUGAUGGCUUCGUGCAUCUUCGUUGUGGGCGGUAUCGUCCAGACUGCUGGCGUUGUCAUAGGCAUGUUGUAUGCUGGAAGGUUUAUCGCUGGUCUCGGUGUUGGGUUCUUGACCAUGAUUAUUCCAAUCUACCAAGCAGAGAUUACUCACCGUCGUAUUCGUGGCAAGGUCACUAGUCUCCAGCAACUCUUCAAUGCUGUAGGGCAGAUCUUUGCCAGCUGGACGGGCUAUGGUUGUUACCUUACAUGGGCGGGAACGGGUGACAGCCGUGAGUGGCGCAUACCGCUCGCUGUGCAGAUCAUCCCCGCUCUUUUCCUGGGGAGCUUGAUCUACAUGUUUCCUGAGAGUCCACGAUGGUUGUGCGACCACGAUCGAGCCGAUGAGGGUCUUCGUAACCUCGCGCUUCUCCAUGCUCACGGCGACAUUUCGGAUCCGUAUGUGGUAGCUGAGUUCGACCUCAUCCAAGCACAGAUUCAGGCGGAGCAUUUGGAGAAGAAAAAGACUUACUUCGACCUUGUCCGCGACUGGCCGAACCUCAGGCGAACAAUGCUUGCAUGCUUUAUUCAAGCCGAAUGUCAGAUGACGGGAGUCAGCGCGAUCCAAUACUUUUCACCUCAAAUCUACGCACAAAUCGGCAUCACAACGUCUCAAUCGUUGCUCUUCAAUGGAGUCAACGCCAUCAUCGCUUUCGCCGGCACAUCUGUAUGCAUCCUCGCCAUAGACCGAAUCGGACGACGGCCACUCGAGAUCUAUGGAGCAGGUCUCAUGUGCAUCACAUUCUUGGUCAACGCCAUUCUUAUCCAACAGUUCCCAGCAUCAGCUACCAACAAUGGAGCUCAUUGGGGUUUUGUUGCUUUGACGUGGGUAUUCAAUUUUGUCUUCUUCAUCACAUCCGGCCCAUUGUCAUGGGCGAUUCCGGCCGAGCUCUUUGGAACUGCGCUGCGCAUGAAAGGUGUGAGCGUUGGCGCGAUGACGAGUUUUGCUUUCAACACCAUGAUAGGACAAGUCACGCCUAUUGCCAUCAGCGCGAUCGGAUGGAAAUACUAUGUCGUCUUCAUUGUCUGCAAUUUUGUCAAUGGCAUUGUCUUCUGGGCGUUUUUGCCAGAAACCAAGGGACUCAGCCUCGAAGACAUGGACGAAAUGUUCUACAACAGUCCGACCUUUGUUCCCGGCAGCAAAUGGGUACCGCACUCUCAUCUGGAUGAAGAUGCUCACAGAAUAGCGAAUGGCGAAGAUUACGUGAAUGGAUUGGGUACGGCAAAAUACAAGGCCACUGAGGUAGAGCAUAUCGAAGGCGGUGCCUGA